Aphanomyces astaci is the source of this 420-nucleotide messenger RNA. RefSeq lists its product as hypothetical. The coding region runs from base 1 to 420 and encodes 139 amino acids. Lineage: Eukaryota; Oomycota; Saprolegniomycetes; Saprolegniales; Verrucalvaceae. The record is from RefSeq and is a predicted model, not a curated record. The transcript has 2 exons.
AUGCCAACCAUGGAGGCCCUGCGUGAACACGGUACGACGUUCCGCAACUACCCGUAUGCGAAAUACGCAACCGACGUCAAGUUCCAACCAUCCCACCGUCCGUCCGGCCGCUUCGGGGAGCAAAAACACUACUUCAGCGGCAAGCAUAAGCUCUACGGACUCAAGAUCGAAGCAUCCGUUUCUGCGCAAGGUCUGCUCGUGGAUAUGGGUCCCCACGAACCUGGAUCGGUUGCCGACCUCACAAUGUUCCGCAAGCGGCUGGAUGUGCACGUAACGAAUCUGAAGAAGACACCUACGGAAGCAACCGUGAAUGACAAUGACAAGGGUUACUAUGGCCUGACUGAGUCGGUCCGCGCCAUCCACCCAAAGAAGCGUCCGUUGUUUGGGGCGAUAAAAUAUACGAUGGCAUUCAACGACUGA